AGGAACAAAAACAGUCUUGCAGUGUUGAAGCUUGAUCAAGAGAAAGAAAUCUGAGUGUCUACUCAACGAGAGAAGAGAAAUCAAAAUCUAAUAGAGCAUUGCACGAGGGAUCCUUCAAUACCAAGAAAUGGAGCUGAUCGUUGUUGAAUGUAGCAAGAAAUGCCAGUGAAGCGAAGCGCCUUAUGGACAUCGCUAGUGGAAAUGAACGGAGUAGAAUUUCUUUCGUGGGUGGCCACGGUUACCACCAUUGGCGUUUUUUUGGCUGGCUGGCGUAUGUGCGCGCAGAUACGGAGGCAGUGUAGCACGCAGAAUGUUAUCUAUUUCCCUUUCGUAGCAUGCUGGUUGAAUUGUGUGUUUUGGCUUAAGUAUGGCAUUCUCCUUGGCGACCCGGCCAUGAUCAGUGUUAAUAUCAUCGGCAUCAUCUUCCAGUUUGCCUAUAUUUUCUUCUACUAUUAUUAUGCAUCCGAGGAACAGAAGGCGGAGAUCGUUCGCAACUGCUUCCUGUGCUUCCUGCUGGCGUUUGCCGUCCUUGGUUACGUGCGUGCUCUGGUGGAGGACUGGGACACGGCCGUCAGUCACCUGGGUGUGGUGUGCUCGGUGUUCACCGUGCUCAUGUACGGUGCACCGCUCUCGGCCGUGAAACGAGUAGUCAAGACGCGCAGCACGGAAUGUCUGCCGUUUCCGCUGUGUGUGGCUAACUUCCUGGCGUCUGCGGAGUGGUCUCUGUAUGGCUAUUUUAUUGGCAGCAAGGCGGUCGAGAUUGCCAAUGGCCUUGGCGCUCUAGUUGCGGCGCUGCAGCUCGGCUUGUUUCUCGUGUACCCAAGUCGCACUCACUACGACCUGUCGACGUCUGCCCCGCCUGUAUAAACAGCUGCGGCGAUAGUGCCGCAGCAGUUGUACAUGCUAAUAAUCACAGGCUGGGUUUUUCCCUUGUACAGAGGCAUUUUGGAUAUGCUCUGGGAUUGCUUGGUAUGCCGGUGACGAUCCUAGUAUUGAUUUUAUUCGCCGGGAUGGAUUGUCUCGACAUUCUGUAAGAUAACUCUCGCGUCGUCGCUAUUGUAUACAUCGGCGAUCGCGUGCCUGUUGACCACUGUACAUACUCCGAAUAAUUUUAUGCUACCGCUGUAUAUUCUCUCGCAAAGCCGCUCUUCAGCCUUGAAAUCUAUUUUAUUUACUCGCACUGUGCACUUUCUUUUCAUGUACACUUUCUGAAAUUCGAAGUUUCAAUUUUCUGUUA
Messenger RNA from Sycon ciliatum, 1237 nucleotides. Its product is annotated as sugar transporter SWEET1-like. Gene Ontology annotation, molecular function: sugar transmembrane transporter activity. Gene Ontology annotation, cellular component: membrane. NCBI's taxonomy places the organism in Eukaryota, Metazoa, Porifera, Calcarea, Leucosolenida, Sycettidae. Bases 160 to 867 code for a protein of 235 amino acids. The record is from RefSeq and is a predicted model, not a curated record. The transcript is spliced from 6 exons. Gene Ontology annotation, biological process: carbohydrate transport.